Dermatophagoides farinae (American house dust mite) is the source of this 828-nucleotide messenger RNA. RefSeq lists its product as uncharacterized. Lineage: Eukaryota; Metazoa; Arthropoda; Arachnida; Sarcoptiformes; Pyroglyphidae. The record is from RefSeq and is a predicted model, not a curated record.
UUGAUCAUUUUAUGAUGAUGAUGAUAAUAAUAAUAAUGUUGACAAUUUGUAUGUUGAUUACUUGCUUGUGAUCUGAUCCAACCUAAAAUUUUUUUUUGUUACUGGACAAAAUAUAAACGAAUGUCCAUUCGAAACAUUCAUUUGAAUUUCAUCGCCAAUACGUAUUGGUCGUUUGUAAAAUUUUAAAUUUUCCGUUUUGCUGGCAUUUUCUUGGUUUUUUUUUCGUUGUUGUUCAUCAAUCAAUCAAUCAAUCAACCAUGAAUUCAUUUUUACUAUUUAUCAAUUCGAAUAUUCUUUUGAUUCUGUUGUUUGUAUUCAUGUUCAAUGUGAACAUUGAAGCAAUAAUAACAAAUCUUAGCCAACAACAAUUGAGUAAAUUGGAAAAAUGUUCCAAUGAAACAUAUGUUUGUGUAAAAGAUUCAAUGGAUGAACAAGAAAUUUAUUGCUGCUGUAAUCAAAAAUGGUCAAAUUGUCGUCAAACAUUAUCAUGCGAAGAUGCAUCAUCGUUAUCAUCAUUAUCAUCAUCAUCAUCAACAUCACCAUCUCGUCAUCAGGAUGAUUGCCGUUUUCUUUCCACAUAUGAACGAUAUUUUAAACGACCAAAAAAUAAAAAUUGUACAUCAUUACCGGAUUUACAAUGUAAUGGUAGCCAACAAUUAAUGAUGGGCAAUGGAAAUCUAAUGCAAUCAUUAUUGUUCACAAUGAUUAUCACCAUCAUUAUCGGUUACCAUCAUCAUCAUUAUUAUUAAUUUAAUCAAUUUUUGUAAUCCAAAUAGAUUGAAAUAAGAUGAAUGUAGAUUUACAUAUUUGUUUUCGUUUGUUUUCGGU